AUGCGUGGUAUUUCAGAAAGCUCACCGACUCGCACAAUGGCGGAGGAUUUGGAUGUCGAGGCAAUGUUGGAGGCGCCAUAUAAGAAAGGGAUGGAGCAGGACUCCUCAUCCAAAGACAAAUCCUCCAAGGAGAAUGGGUCUAGCCGUAAAUCGUCUGGGAAAAACAAACACCGUUCCCGUUCCCGUUCUCGUUCACGAGACCGUAGGGAGAAAGAUCGUCGGGAUCGCGACAGAGACAGGGACAGAGAUCGAGAUCGCGAUAGAGAUAGAGAUAGGGAUCGCGAUCGCGAUCGUGAUCGUCGACGUAGGUCAAGAUCCAGAGAUCGGAGAGACCGUGACAGAGACAGAGAUAAUGAUCGAGACAGGGAUCGCCGAGACAGAGACCGCGACAGAGACAGAAGAAGGAAACGGUCGCUUACUCCAAUCACACUUCCCAGGGCGAGACCACCAUUUGGGAAAGGUGUUAGCCCUCUUGGGAUUAGGAACGAUGAGUUGACACCGGAAGAACGCGAUGCCCGAACAGUGUUUUGUAUGCAACUAAGUCAACGCAUACGUGCUCGUGAUUUAGAAGACUUCUUUUCUAGCGUUGGUAAAGUUCAAGACGUUCGACUUAUCACGUGUAACAAAACGAGAAGGUUUAAGGGUAUAGCGUAUGUUGAAUUCAAGGAUCCUGAAAGUGUUACACUGGCGCUCGGGUUAUCGGGUCAGAAGCUUCUUGGUGUUCCUAUAGUAGUACAACACACUCAAGCUGAAAAGAAUCGUAUGGGCAAUUCUAUGCCAAACCUUAUGCCAAAGGGUCAGACAGGACCUAUGAGGUUAUACGUUGGAUCUCUACACUUUAACAUCACAGAAGAUAUGCUUCGUGGUAUCUUUGAACCUUUCGGGAAGAUUGAUAACAUUCAGUUGAUAAUGGACCCAGAAACCGGCCGGAGUAAAGGUUACGGAUUCUUAACGUUCAGAAACGCUGAUGACGCGAAAAAGGCUUUAGAACAAUUAAAUGGAUUCGAACUAGCUGGAAGACCAAUGAAGGUUGGCAAUGUUACAGAACGUACAGAUUUAAUACAAGGACCAUCACUUCUUGAUACAGAUGAACUAGAUAGAAGUGGUAUUGAUCUUGGUGCUACUGGAAGAUUACAGUUAAUGUUCAAGCUAGCAGAAGGUACUGGACUUGAAAUACCUCCUGCAGCUGCAAAUGCACUGAACAUGGCUCCUGUCAUGACGACACCACAGCCACCACCGCAAGCGGCCCCACCUAUAGCAACACAAUGCUUUAUGUUAUCUAACAUGUUCGACCCACAAAAUGAAACAAAUCCAAAUUGGGCAAAAGAAAUUCGCGAUGAUGUUAUAGAAGAAUGUAAUAAACAUGGUGGGGUACUACACGUGUACGUGGACCAAGCCUCUCCUCAGGGUAAUGUUUAUGUCAAGUGUCCAUCAAUCGCGACAGCAGUUGCAGCUGUCAAUUCGUUACACGGUAGAUGGUUUGCUGGCCGUGUAAUUACAGCCGCUUAUGUGCCAGUUGUAAAUUAUCAUUCGCUGUUCCCAGAUGCAAUGACUGCUUUGCAAUUAUUAGUUCCAAGCGCGCCGCGAAGAGGAAUGUGAUCUUAAACGAUGCAAAUAUAAAUUACAAAUUUGUAAAUUCUUAUAGUAUUACAUUGGUUCUUACUAAUACUAAAAGAGAACUUUUGUUACUAUGAUAGUCAUUUGAAUACUAGUUUAAGUCAUAGAUAUAAAAUCAUAAUGUGCAGAAGAAGAAAAAAGAAGAAUGGUUACAUAAACUGCACGAUGUUUUUCAUAUGUUCAUAAAUACAAUCAUUUAUGUUGUUUUUGGUUUAUUAAUACUAUGAUUUUCUGUAAAGAGAUUGGUCAUAUUUAUUCAGUAUAAAAUUGUGAAUGAGUGUAUUCAACAUUGUCUUGACCAAUUAGUACGCGAUGACGGGACAAGGAUCAUCGUUGAUAUGUAUUUAAAUGUUUUAUUACUCUACGAAUAUGAAAUUCUCCCCUAAACAGUUUUCUGAAUGUAGUACAAUGAAUUAAAAAUGUUACGCGUAUCCUCCGCGUGGCAUUGUACUUUAAUGAAUGAAGCGUGAGUAAUAAAAAGAAAUUAAAUAUUGCUGCCUUAUUUGAUAAGUAUAUUAUAAUCGUCUAAUUAAAAAUUAUCAUUUUUUGUAAUGCCAUGAGAUGAAAUCAUUUUUAACGCUUCAUUUGUUAAAGUAAAAACUUCUCAGCAAAUUAUAAACAGAUUAGGAGAAUAAGUAAUUAUUAAGAUUCUUAUGCAAGACACCUGUUGAAAAGGAUUAUAUACACGCAAAGAAUGUAUUAUAGAUUUUUAAGUUCGUGAUUGUUAUGAAACAACACUUCUGAAAAGCAUAGGUGCAAAUUGUAUUAAUGGGCAACGCGUAUAAAAAAAAAACGAACAAGAAAAAGGGGUCUGCAGGUAACGAAUGUUUUUAAUAUUCAUUUUUUUUUUUUAUAUAUAUAUAAAAGCAAUAUCAUAAGCAUGUUUAAUAAUAUAUUAAUACUUUU
Osmia lignaria (orchard mason bee) is the source of this 2523-nucleotide messenger RNA. NCBI's taxonomy places the organism in Eukaryota, Metazoa, Arthropoda, Insecta, Hymenoptera, Megachilidae. The record is from RefSeq and is a predicted model, not a curated record.